CCGCGCUGCCAGUCUCCCAGCGUCCCCAGCUUUCCAGGUAGGGACGCCCCCUCCCACGCUGCGCGGUUCGGUCGGGUGGGAAGGAGGGGCUGGGCUCCGAGCGCCCGCCCCUCCAUCUAUCACAUGGCCGGAGAGCCACAAAAACAACAGCUUCGGCCAAGACCGUGACUUCAGGACUGGGAGCCCGGGGCCCUCCCAGCCAGCCCCCACCCCAUGGAGGAGAGUUUUCUUGAAUCCUUCGGGAGGCUGAGCCUCCAGCAGCAGCAGCAGCAGCAGCCUCGGCCGCCGGCCCCGCCGCCCCCGCGUGGGACACCUCAGCGCCGCCACAGCUUUAGGAAACAUCUCUACCUCCUGCGAGGCCUCCCGGGCUCGGGGAAAACUACACUGGCCAGACAAUUGCAACACGACUUUCCCAGGGCUCUGAUUUUCAGCACGGAUGAUUUUUUCUUCAGGGAAGACGGUGCAUAUGAGUUCAAUCCUGAUUUCCUGGAGGAAGCGCAUGAAUGGAACCAGAAAAGAGCCAGAAAAGCAAUGAGGAAUGGCAUAUCCCCCAUUAUUAUUGAUAAUACCAACCUCCACGCCUGGGAAAUGAAGCCCUAUGCAGUCAUGGCACUUGAAAAUAACUAUGAAGUUAUAUUCCGAGAACCUGACACUCGCUGGAAAUUCAACGUUCAAGAGUUAGCAAGAAGGAACAUUCACGGAGUCCCAAGAGAAAAAAUACACCGAAUGAAGGAACGCUAUGAACACGAUGUUACCUUUCACAGUGUGCUUCAUGCGGAAAAGCCGAGCAGAAUGAACAGAAGCCAGGACAGGAAUAACCCAUCACCGUCCGACAGGGCAGCGUACUGGCAUGCCUGCGCGGAGUUUCCCAGCCGGAGGGCUCACGGUGGCUUCACACACGAGAGCUCCUGUAACAGAAGGGGUGGCUGUCACCAUGGAUAUUAGAGGCCUACCGUACACGCAUUCACAAGUUUCCUAAAUCAAUUUUUACCGCAACUUUUGGUAUUUAUUCUUUGUUCAGUUUUAGCCAGAGCUCUAAUUCCAGUGUAAAUAGUCGGACCUGAAAGUUUUUUGGCAGAAGUCAUUAUAUUAAUUUUCAACAAGCAUUUGUGAAAAGGGAUCCUAUAUGCAGUCUGAUGCUGGGAAUUCUGAUUUGAUUAAACAAAGUCACUUUCUCUAGGGAAAGUUAAUUGGAAACGGAAACCUGAGAACACACCCAAGUCACAUAAGUUCAAUAUAUAGAAGCUUCAGUACACUUUUUCUGAAGUAAUCUAUUUUUCCAGGAAAUUCAUCUCCACCAGGAAAGUUGGAAAGGUGGGGAAGUGGGACACAGGAAAAAUGUUAGUGCCAUUGCUGUGUUGAUAAUCUGUGUAUCCAAACAUGUGAGCUAUGUGGCCGUCAUGAUGAUAGUGAUUUUCCUUUAAAAUGCAUUUGCUAGAUAGCCUAUGUCUAAGGGAACAUCGUCCUCCAAAGUAGACACUUUGGGAAAUUAUUCCUUUAUUCUCGUGAUGUGUCAUUGUUAAAAAGGCCUGUUGGACCCUUCUUAACAGCUGUAAAAGCUACUGAGGAAAAUCAGUGUCAUUAUUUAAAGUCACAUCUUUUGUUUUAACUGCCACUUUAAUGAAUAGGAUUAAUUCUGAUUAACUUUCUUGGCUGUUGUGCUCAUAGUGUAAAUUAAAGAAGCCUGACUUUAUAAAACACCAGUUUUAAAGAGGAAAAAAUUAAGCAGUUUUUAGACAUGUGUAUAAUCAGUUGGCUUCCCAAAUGUGUGGGAGUACAAGGAAUUAAGCAUCCCAAGAUAUAAUCAUACAGGGAUAUGGAAAAGUCUUGGCAGUCUUGGCAUUUUAUGUGGUAUUCUUUAAGACAAUGCAGUUCUACCACAACUCUGGGAUGCCCCUCUUAUACCAAUACGGAACUUAUGACUCCAAGUCAAACCUCAACAGGUGAGAAUCAGAAUAAUUUGCUAUGAGACCAUGAUAGAUAAGAUCAUGUAGGAUGUAUGCUUUAUUUCUUGCUGACCAAUAGCUUCCUUCUGAUGUUCUGUGAAAUAUUAUUUUAAAUGUCCUAUAUAAUGGUGCUUUUAUGGUUAUUAAAAAUAUAUGGUAUUGCUUUAUAUGAAUUUGUCAUUGAAUCUAGACUUUGUUUCAAUGAUAUAAAAAAUUACCAAAAUCCCAUAGAAUUCUACCAUAUUAGAACCAGUUUUUCUAUAUCAUAAACUUAUUUACCAGUCUUCUUUAGUAAAUAGGAGACAAAAGCAACCUAAUAGUUUACAUGCUUAUAUAAAUUAUUUAAUCUGUACACAUUAUUUUAGCAUUUCAAUGCCUGACACUGUUGAAAACUUAUGGUUUUUUUAUUCACUUUGAGUAACCACUAUGACAUGGCUCCAGGGUUAGAUCCAGAGCUUUUAAAAAGCUCAGGAGAGUAGUUUUCCUAUUUGUCUCUUUUUUCCCUAGAUGACUCCUGAAAUACUUGGUUUGGAAGCAUAAACAUAAUUGAUUAAAUGAUGCCAACUAGAAGUGAUUUUUUCUAUCAACCCCCAAGUUUCCUGAUUUAUGUAAUUUUUUGAACACUCAACUGUAACCUGUAGUUUUGUAUUAUUAAUGUUUGCAUUGUUCACAGAGCUUUCUGUCAGAGAUAGGCUCUCGUUACGUGAUUGCUGAGGAACACAAAUUGCUUUUACCUUUUAUCCUUUAUCUUACGGUGUACAUUCUUGACUUUGUGAUCAUUGUCACUUCUUAGGAGAUAAUAUCCGCAUAUACUUAAGCUUCAUAUUUUGCUUAUAUAGCUUCCUAUAUUUUUUACAAUGUAUAAAAACGGAGUGUGUGCAUGAGAUCUCUAACAUGUAGUCUAAAUGGUAAGGAAGAAUGGAGGAGGUACUAGCAGUUCAGGGUAAAUUUUUCUAAUUCUUUUUGUUCACCCGAGACUCAAGUUUAUUCCCUGUUCUAGAGCGGAUCACUUGGAAAAUGAUUAGGAGGGGAAGAAAUUGUUUUACGAACAAAACUUAUAUUCCAUGUUAAAGUUAAGACUGGCAGAACACUUGAGUUAAAAAGAACUGCAGAAUGGACUAUUGUUAUGUUAAUUUUUAGAGGGGGAGAAAAAUCAUGGAUCACAGUUAUGAAAGAAAAAAUGCUUUUUAAAAGAUUUAUUCUUGGCUUUGAAAUGUGUUUAUAAUUAGAUUUGAAAACAUGAUAUUUUAUAUAAAUUUAAGACAUAGUAAAAGGCCUGAUUUCAGAGUUUCUCCAUCCUAUUAGCUCCUGGGUAGAACUGUAUUCUCUUUUCUCCAUUAAGCAUAAGAAAGUCACAGAUGAGAAUAUCCUCUUAUAUUGAACUAUUACUGUCUGCCUUGGUGGUUAGAGAAAACCAGGUCUGAAGGAGGUACUUGCCGAGUCCUGUGACAGGGCUAAAAAUAAAGCAGGUAGAAACACUG
Messenger RNA from Suricata suricatta (meerkat), 3427 nucleotides. RefSeq names its product NEDD4 binding protein 2 like 1 (gene N4BP2L1). NCBI's taxonomy places the organism in Eukaryota, Metazoa, Chordata, Mammalia, Carnivora, Herpestidae. Bases 214 to 945 code for a protein of 243 amino acids. The transcript has 5 exons. The record is from RefSeq and is a predicted model, not a curated record.